Theobroma umbraticum is the source of this 1399-nucleotide messenger RNA. RefSeq names its product K-box region and MADS-box transcription factor family protein (gene SVP). Gene Ontology annotation, cellular component: nucleus. The record is from RefSeq and is a predicted model, not a curated record. Lineage: Eukaryota; Viridiplantae; Streptophyta; Magnoliopsida; Malvales; Malvaceae. Gene Ontology annotation, biological process: positive regulation of transcription by RNA polymerase II. Gene Ontology annotation, molecular function: protein dimerization activity; DNA-binding transcription factor activity; RNA polymerase II transcription regulatory region sequence-specific DNA binding.
CUUCAGUCCCAUUUUCAGCAAGUCAAGCUAAAAAGACGAGGAAGGAGAAAGAAAAAGCUCCCUGCUUCACUAAAAAGGGUCCUCCUUUUUCCCUGACCAAAGCAAAGGUCUUUUCUUUUCACACUUUCUUGGACGACCACAAAGGCCAAAGCCACAUUGGUGGCUUUUUAACAAGCUCGGAAACAAAAAAACAACCUCUGGCUCCAACCCAGCACGCAAAAACCCACCAAAACUGUUUUAUUUAGGAAGAAACAAGGUCGAGAACAGAAGAACAAGAAGAAGUUAACGAAAAAAAAUGGCAAGAGAGAAGAUUCAGAUCAAGAAAAUUGCUAACGCUACAGCUAGGCAGGUGACUUUUUCCAAAAGGAGAAGAGGGUUGUUUAAGAAAGCUGAGGAGCUCUCUAUUCUCUGUGAUGCAGAUGUAGCUCUCGUCAUUUUCUCAUCUACUGGCAAGCUCUUUCAGUAUGCUAGCUCAAGCAUGGUGGAGAUUUUAGAAAGGCGCAACUUGCACUCAAAGAACCUUGAGAAGCUGGAACAACCAUCUCUUGAGUUGCAGCUUGUAGAGAACGGCAACCAGUCCAUGCUGAGUAAGGAAGUAGCUGAGAAAAGUCAUCAGCUGAGGUAUCCGUCUGUUUUGUUCCUUAUUGGUUUGUGCAUAUUAUGUGUGUGGAUACAUAAUGAUUUCGCCUUAAACAGGCAAAUGAGGGGUGAGGAACUCCAAGGAUUAAGUAUUGAAGAACUACAGCAGCUAGAAAAGUCUCUGGAAUCUGGAUUGAGCCGUGUGAUGGAGAAAAAGGGUCAAAAGAUUAUGAGAGAAAUCAAUGACCUUGAAAGAAAGGGAAUGCAAUUGAUGGAAGAAAACGAACGAUUGAAGCUGCAAAUAUGCAAUGGCCGUAAACAAAUUGCUAGUGAUUCAGAGAUUGUGUUUUGCGAGGAUGGCCAGUCAUCAGAGUCUGUGACCAACGUUUGUGCCUCUAAUGGUACUCCACAUGACUAUGAGAGCUCCGAUACAUCCUUGAAGCUAGGGUUACCGUAUUCUGGUUAAUUGCGAAAGGUUGGAGGAGAUCGACUUGCUAGCAAGAUAUAAUUGACUGGAAAUUAAUGAAAUGCAAAGCUAACCUCUUGAUGUAUGUAGGUAUAAAAGUUUAAUGUGUAACUUUGAAAGACCAAAUUUGGAGCAUGAUACUUGGCUUAAAGCACUUUAUACCCUCCAUUUCCUACCCCCCUAAUUGUAGUAUCACGUAAUUAGAGCAACUCAUCCAAAAAUCUUAGCUUUGCCAGGGCACUCCUUUAAUUCAUCCUGUUAAGCAACUGUAGUGCUGUGGCUUUGGCACUUGAUAACUGAACAUCGUGUAAGAUGUAUUUUUGAGAAUAUGUAUUGAUAAUUACGUUUACCUUC